AUGCUGUGGACAGAAAAGCAUGAUAUGUUGUUAUGCAGAGAAAUUAUAACAACUGAACCAUUUACCGAUAUAAAAAAGGGAACCACUCCGAGGAGUGCUAAGUGGGCGGCAAUUGCUGAAGCCCUUGUUGCUGUAAAGGAUAUCGAUGUCCCAUUUAGAGUAGACAAAAGGGCGGUAAGAGACAGGUAGCAUCACACAUUAUUUAAAGAAAAUUACCUCUAUAUCAUGCUCAAAAGUGAACAAAACAAAAAAAAACGAAACGCAAUUAAUAUAAUGAAAUGUACUUAACUUUAAAUGCCCUAGGUGUGCCACACAAAACCACUUUGCAUAGAUAGAUUGUUUCUAGCUAACCUGUGAGAGGAAUUUUUUGUGAAACUGAAAAAAUCCUUUACUUCUUGUUACAGAUAUAACCUCCUUGCAGAAAGGAUGAGAAUAAAAAUAAAAAAAAUGAAGAAAAGGCAAGUGGCAUUUCGCCCACAAGAUCAGAAGUAGAAGAGGCACUUGAAUAUCUCAUUGAGAAAGAGGAUGCUUCUGACGAAAUCCACAAAAACAACAUGAAUAGGAAAGAUGACAUGGCAGAGAGGGAAAAGGCAGAAGAGGUAAGGAAGGUGGCCAUGGAGAGUCUGGGGACCACAAAGAGAAGGAAAGAGGAUGAAAAAGAAAAUUCUGUGGACUGCAAACAACCACAAAGAAGACGCUCUGCCGGAAGUGAGACCGUGGCCUACCUGCGGGAAAAGGGCGAAAAAGAAAGACAGGGGAGGGCAGAAGAGAUUGAGCUAAGGAAGGCUCAGUUGGAGCUUGAACAAAAAAAACACAAUGAUGUUUUGCAAGUGUUGCAACAGCAACAACAGCAGCAACAACAACAACAACAACAAAUGCAAGCUUUUGCAAUGCUGUUCCAGCAACAACAGCAGGCUGAACUUUUCUUGAAACUUUUCGAGAAACUAGAAAAAAAA
Porites evermanni is the source of this 956-nucleotide messenger RNA. NCBI's taxonomy places the organism in Eukaryota, Metazoa, Cnidaria, Anthozoa, Scleractinia, Poritidae. The record is from the annotation of a GenBank genome assembly.